Molecule: messenger RNA, 4908 nt
Organism: Amyelois transitella
Lineage: Eukaryota; Metazoa; Arthropoda; Insecta; Lepidoptera; Pyralidae
Exons: 4
Coding region: 1225-4395 (1056 amino acids)
Source: RefSeq, a predicted model, not a curated record
UCAAAAACAGCUUGAUUUUGGAUGUAUAUUUUGAAAUAGAUACUUUAUUCAAAAUUUCAACACGUACUAAUCUUUUGGACACCAUCCAAGUAUACCAGACCUAAAAAUCAGCUGUUUUGUUACUAUGCGUCCUCAAAGCAGAUUAUACCAACGUUAUAUUAUUCCUAGUGCCAAUGUCGGUGUCAUUUGGCAUCAUAAACUAUACCUUACCACCCAGUAAACAAGAUAUUUUUAAAGUGCCGCGGCUUGCUAUUGAAAACAUGAAGAUUAUCUGGGAAAAAUUCGCUCGAUAGGAUAAAUGAGGCGAUUAUAGUGAAGAUGAAGGAACCCAAACUGGCACAGCAAGGGUAUCUCCACAAGGAUCUAUAGAAGAAGUACUACAAUAUCCUAAAGCGGUUUUGCCACAACCAGAGCCUAUGGCGAAACAAGAACCUCUGCCUGCACCUCGCCUUGAACCAGAUCUGGAACCAGAACCAGCAAUAGAACCAGAACCAGAACCCGAACCAGAACCCAUUGAAAUACCACCACCAGCUGAUGAAUAAUAGUGUCAUUUUAUUAUAUUUUUUAUUCAGAAUGUUUCAUUCGAGUGAAACUUUUUUAUCUUGAUACCAUUACUUACUAACAUUUUUGUAUCGUGCGUUAUUUUCUACUUUUUAUUUGCUAUUAAAAAUGAAAAAUUAAAUGUAAUUUCGUUCACUGCAAGGUGUACAAAUUUACAUUGUUAUUGCUAUUGAAUAUAUAGUUUAGUGAAAACACUAUUGCCUCUUGAAUAAUCCACCACUGGGGAACGUUACCUGCCACAAUCGCCGAAGAUGAUGGGGGCAAAGGGGGUAAAGGCGGCAAAGGCAGCGGUGGUGGUGCGGCGCCCAGGGGAGGAGACGCUAAGGGGGGUGGCGGUGGUGGAAGUUCAGCCGCUGACGAGAGGAGCACUGCCGGCCCAACAGAAGUCGUACCAUCGACCAAAUGAAACAUUAAAAUCUUGCAAGCCAAUUAAAGAAAACCCAAUCAAAUCUGAAAAAAUGUCCUAAAACAAGACUCACAAAAGGAUGUAUAGAGAGUAAAUUAGAAUGCAUACAUGAAUAUUGGGAGAAAUUUCUCGAGGCACAUUCAUCAUUGAUUCAAGAAACGGACAUAGAAAAGCAUGACAAAAUCCCGUAUUUAGCCAAUGAGGAAUUUGACAUAAUCGAAGAACUUUAUUUAUGUAUCAAAGGCGAUUUGAAAGAUAUGCUGGAAAAGUUAAUGCCGACAACGGUAUCUUCGCGUAGUUCUCCUCAACAUCCCUCGAAUUUAAGCUGUGCAAAGUUACCAAAAAUAGAACUUCCAAAAUUUUCGGGGAAAUAUGAAGAAUGGGCUAAUUACGACGAUUUAUUUUCAUCGCUUGUAGACAACGACAAUUCACUGAGCAAAGUGCAAAAACUACACUAUUUGAAAGCGAGUGUCACUGGUGAGGCUGAGGCAUUAUUAAGGCAUAUUCAGGUGACUGAAGCUAAUUAUGAUCAAGCACGAGGAAUUCUUAAGAAUCGUUACGCGAAUAAACGCCUAGUUGUGAAUUCUUUACUCAAACGUUUAUUUGGACAAAAGAAAUGUGCUAGUCAGACUGCAACUCAAAUCAAGAUGCUUCUAGACACUACCGAAGAAUGUUUGAAUGGCCUUAUAAAUGAAGGAAUAUCUACUACUUCGUGGGAUCCAGUUAUUAUUCAUCAUGUGGUGCAAAAAUUAGAUUUCGAGAGUCAUAAGUCAUGGGAAGAACACGCUUAUAAAUUGAAACCUAAUGAAUUACCUAGUUGGCGUGACUUGAAACAAUUCCUAGAAGGGAAAUUUAGAACACUGGAGCUGGUUACUAACACAAACAAUCCGAUAACUUCCAUCACAAGAGAGAAGACUCAAGCAUUUAAGGGCAAGUCAUUUCACGUAGCGGCCGCAGCAACAUCUUCGGUCCAGACCUGUAUUAACUGUAAUGAAGACCAUACCUUAAGUCACUGCAAGGUAUUUGGUAAACUGCAGCCGCGGGAAAGAAGUGAAUUUGUAAGAAACAAAAGCCUAUGCUUCAAUUGUUUAGCUGAAGGUCAUUCAGCAUGGAAAUGUCGUUUGCCAGUUACCUGUCGUAUCUGUAAGAGAAAACACCACACUUUGCUUCACGAAAAGAGGGAAUCCCAAACUACAGACAAUGUACAAACUCACCACAGCCAACUUGAUGACACAAAAGAUGAACAACAGGAAGACGAAGAAACAAACGACGCAAUAGCAACUCAUUUCACAGCGAAGAAGUCUACAGCUUUGCUCGCUACCGCAUUGGUCCCUGUAAGAGAUGAGAAAGGAUAUGUAACAAUAUUGCGCGCGUUAGUAGAUCCGGGAUCCCAAGCUAAUUUCAUUAGCGAAAGAGCAACUCAAACAUUAAAAGUAAAGAGAACAUUGGCUAAAGGAAACAUCACAGGUGUGGGUUCAACCAAGACUACAGUUAAGCACGUGGUACAGCUGGAACUUUUAUCCAAUCAUGAGGAUACGUUCAAGCUCGGUAUGAAAGCCUAUGUUAUGGCCACACAAUUGACCACACACCUGCCAACAAAGACUAUAAAGAUACCAUCAAACAAUUGGACACAUUUACGAGGACUCACCUUAGCUGAUCCCAACUUUAAUGAAGUAGGAAGAAUCGACCUUCUUCUUGGUGUUGAAGUUUGUUCCCAAAUUUUGAAGAAUGAAUUAAUCAAAGAUCCCCUAGGUUCACCAUGCGCUCAAAACACACACCUUGGUUGGAUCUUAUUUGGAGCAAUACAAAACACAUCUUCCUCUGAAGAAAUAAUUGUCAUGCAUCAUCAGCUAGACUUAGACAACAUGCUGAAGAACUUUUGGGAAAUAGAGCCUGACACAAAGAAGAAAUAUACAAAGGAGGAAGAGAGAUGUGAACGUCUAUUUGAAGAAACAUAUAGUAGACAAGAAGAAGGGAGAUACGUGGUAAAAUUACCAUUUAAGACUGAUAAUCCUCAAUGUCGAAAUGGAAACACUAGAGAGAUAGCUAUUAGAAGAUUAGAACAAAUAGAAAGAAGAUUUAGGAAGGACAAAUUAUUGAAGGAAGAAUACACAAAAGUAUUUGAAGAAUAUAAAACAUUAAAUCAUCUAGAAGAAGUUCCGGAAAAUGAAAAGAACAAUCCAGCAGUAUAUCUUCCUCACCACGCAGUGAUAAAACUAGAUAGGGAUACGUCUAAGGUCCGGAUAGUGUUUGAUGCAUCAUCAAAAGGUUCAAAUCACGUAUCUCUUAACGAUGAACUGAUGGUUGGACCACAAAUACAGGAAGAUAUGAGAUCGCAUAUUAUAAGGUGGAGAAUGAAACGAGUUUGUUUUACGGCAGAUGUCCAAAUGAUGUAUAGGCAAAUUUUAGUAACAAAAGAAGACGCAGACUUUCAACGCAUCCUCUGGCGAGACUCCACUGGAACAAUAAAAGACUAUCGCCUUUUAAGAAUUACUUUCGGCACAGCUUGUGCUCCUUACUUGGCGGUGAAGACGCUCCAACAAAUCGCAAAAGAUGAAGGCAAGGAACAUCCAGUGGCAGCAAAAACGAUCCACGAAGACUUUUAUAUGGAUGACCUGAUGUCUGGAUCAGAUACUGUGCCUGAAGCUUUAGACACAGCGAUGAAUAUAGCUGAAAUUCUUAAAAGAGGAGGUAUGAAUCUACAAAAAUGGACAUCUAAUAGCUCAGAAUUUCUUAAACAGAUUAAGCCGUCUAACAGAAGUAUAAAAGUAAAAUUAGAUAUCAAGUUAGAUGAGAUGACGAAAGCACUUGGAGUUUCCUGGAAUAUGGGGGAAGACGUGUUUCAGUAUCAUUUUCAGUUGCCUUAUUUAGAAAAAGUCAUAAAUAAAAGAUCUAUAUUAGCAGAGAUCCAACGCCUCUUCGAUCCGCUCGGUUGGCUGGCCCCUGCAUUGCUUCCUGCAAAAAUAUUAAUACAAAAGUUAUGGUUAAAAGGAGUCGGCUGGGAUGAUGAUCUCGAUUCUGAAACAAAAGAGGAAUGGAUUAAUAUAAGAAAUAGUUAUGAACACCUAAAACAAAUAAAAUUAAAGAGAUGGAUGAACACUACUCAAGACAAUUUAAAUGAGGUCACUGUGCAUGGGUAUUGCGAUGCGUCUAAUAAAGCUUAUGGAGCAGUUGCUUACCUUAGAGCCCGAACUGAUGAUGGAAAUUUUAAGAUAAGCCUCAUCGCUGCUCGAACAAGAGUUGCGCCAGUUAAGCCAGUAUCUUUACCGAGGCUGGAAUUGUGUGGUGCAGUUCUCUUAUCGCAAUUGCUGAAACAAAUUAGUGAAGCUACUCGUAUACCUAAAGAUCAGUUUUUUGCAUGGACUGACUCCACGAUAGUUUUAGCAUGGUUUGGAUCCGAUUCGAUGGCAAACUUUCGUCAGAAAUAGAGUGAUUACAAUUUUAGACAACAUUGGAAACAAAUGGUAUCAUGUCCGAACUGAUGAGAAUCCCGCUGACCUGGCUUCUAGAGGUUUAUUAUGGUGGCAGGGACCAAACUGGCUGAAGAAUGAAGAGCUACCUGUGAAGAAAAUGAACAACUUAAUAACAGAAUUAGAGAUAAGAAGAGAUAUAUUAGUAAAUACUAAAGUACAAGAUAAUUAUAUAGAAGAAGAUAAAGAUGAUAAAGAUUUAUUACUUACCAAAUUCGAAGAUUUUGACACGUUGAAAGAACUGUUAAAAACAAUAACUUAUUGCAAAAGAUUUCUGAAAUAUAAAAGUUAUGGAGUUAAAACUUUAGAUGUACCUAUAACAACGGAAGAGUUGGAAAGCGCACUCGAUGUGUGCAUAAGAAUUGUACAGAAAAAGGAUUUUGAAGAAGAAAUGGUUGAUCUAAGGAAAAGAGGCAGGGUUAAAAGGAGAAGCAAUCUUAAAUCCUUACAUCCUUUCAUUGACGCAAAUAA